AUGACCGCUUACAUCAGGACAGAUACCGCAUACAUCGGCGAUGCUUCGGGAUGCCCCAAAGUAAUUCCACGUUGUACGCUACUUCCACCACUUCUCCCCCCCACAACCCCCUCUGACCUCUCCUUGCCUUCGCAUGUUCUGAGUCAAUUCACCCCGCCCGCGACCAUGGCGGACGUCGACCCCGGCUCCGAGCCAAACACUCAAAUUAAUCUCCCUCACACCUCCGACUCCCCCGAUGAGAAGACCCCAGUGGAGAGCAACACCGAGCCUCAAAUGACCCCCGGGGUAACGGACGACAAUCCGACUUCACCGGAUGAGACCCAGUUAUCCAACCCCAUCGAGGAAUCCAAUCAACCUCAAGAACCCCUCGAAUCCUUUCAGGACCACCCGGAGGAGGAAAACAAACAAAAGAAUGGUGAUGACGACCAUUCAGGCACCAACGUUGUGGAGGAGCAGGUCCAGAUCGAGCAACAGGAACAAGACAAUGACGAUCAAGACAAACCAGACGUACCCCCCAAGGAUACUGAAGAUGCCCCCGAUGCCACCGAAUCCACCAACUUCCCCGAGCUCAAGACGGAGCCAAUGCCAGAAAUUCAAGAACCCGUCCCCGAAGACAACGCGCCCCCCGUGGAAACUCGAUUGCGAUCGGACUCUCGCUCGACCACACAUACCUUCAUGACCUCCAAAGGUGGCACUGUCAGCUCGGCCGUCUUCAUUAUCACAGCCCUGGAUGCCAUUGGUGCCUCGCGGGAGGCUCGGAAGAGCAAGGAGCUCGAGGACGCCGUGCAGGUGGCCCUGGCCAAUGUCAGGCAGGAAGGCCAGCAACCAAUUGACCCGGAACUGAUCUUCCGUCCAUUGCACAUGGCUAGCAAGACCCUCAGUGUCCCCUUGCAGGUCACCGCACUCGACUGUAUCGGCAAGCUGAUCACCUACUCCUAUUUCGCCUUCCCCUCCGCCGAGUCCGAAAACGAGUCCACCCCGGAACAACCUCCCCUGAUCGAGCGCGCCAUCGAUGCGAUCUGCGAUUGCUUUGAGAACGAGGCCACUCCAAAUGAGAUCCAGCAACAGAUCAUCAAAUCACUCCUGGCGGCGGUACUGAACGACAAGAUCGUGGUUCACGGAGCUGGUCUCCUCAAAGCCGUCCGCCAAAUAUAUAACAUUUUCAUCUACUCCAAAUCCACACAGAACCAGCAGAUCGCUCAAGGUUCGCUGACUCAGAUGGUCAGUACCGUGUUCGACCGUGUUCGCAUCCGCCUCGACCUGAAGGAACUACGGACCCGCGAGGUCGAGAAGACUGCCUCCAACAGCCUGGACGCGCCGGCGAGCGACCAGGGCCAAUUGUCCGAAACCGCAUCUGUGUCUGUCUCCGUGGCAGACCAGUCGGUCACAGAUCAACCAGUCACCAAGGAGCCCGGCGAGAAGCUCACCCUGCAGAGCUUCGAGUCGCCCAAGGAAGUCACCUCGGUCAAUGACAAUGCGCCGACAAUGGUCACACGGGCCAAGCGUUCCAACACUCGCUCGUUGUCCGGAAUUCCUGAAGAGAGGGACGACGAUAGCUCCGCCGAGGAUGAGGUGGAUGAGAUUUACGUCAAGGACGCAUUCCUGGUCUUCCGUGCUUUGUGCAAGCUGAGCCACAAGGUUCUGAGCCACGAUCAGCAACAAGACAUCAAGUCACAAAACAUGCGGUCUAAGCUACUCUCUUUGCACCUCGUCCACUAUCUCAUCAACAACCACACCAACACCUUCACUUCUCCCCUCGCAGCCAUCAAGAACAGCUCGACUAACCCAGAUGCCAUGACUCUACUCCAGGCGGUUCGCCCUCAUCUCUGCCUGAGCCUGAGUCGUAACGGUGCCAGCUCGGUACCCCACGUCUUCAAGGUCUGCUGUGAGAUUUUCUGGUUGAUGAUCAAGCACAUGCGAGUCAUGAUGAAAAAGGAGCUAGAAGUGUUUCUGAAGGAGAUCUACUUGGCCAUUCUGGAAAGGAAGGCCGCUCCAGCUUUCCAAAAGCAAUACUUCAUGGAAAUCUUAGAACGACUUGGAAGUGAUGCCCGAGCCCUUGUCGAGAUCUAUCUAAACUACGAUUGUGACCGUACCGCUCUCGAGAACAUCUUCCAGAACCUUGUCGAGCAGCUAUCCCGAUACUGCAGCGUGCCGGUUGUCACCUCGGCCCCACAACAGCAGGCUUUCCAGGAUCACCACGUCAAGAUGUCUACCCUCAACCCCCCUAUUCCCACCAUCCCAUCCGAUUAUGUCCUAAAGCACCAAGCCCUGGAGGGUCUUGUGGAGAUGCUACGCUCCCUGGAUAACUGGGCCGCUCAGCGUCCGGAAGAACAAAGCCCACAGACAGCAGCGCCCUCCAAGUCUAUGGACAACUCUCGUGAAUCUCUGGAUACCAAUGUCCUCUUUUCUCCGCGUCCAGAGACGGUCGAACCGGGCACCGGACGGUCUACCCCCUUGCCCGAGGACGAUCCUAACCAGAUCGAAAAGGUGAAGCAGCGUAAGAUUGCCAUGAUGAACGCUAUUAAGCAAUUCAACUUCAAAGCCAAGCGCGGAAUCAAGCUGAUGCUCUCGGAGGGUUUCAUUCGCUCGGAUUCGCCGGAGGACAUUGCUACUUUCCUGCUGCGCAAUGACCGUCUCGAUAAAGCCAUGCUGGGAGAGUACCUCGGUGAAGGUGAUGCCGAAAAUAUCGCCAUCAUGCAUGCGUUUGUUGACCAGAUGGAAUUCACUAAGCGCCGCUUUGUCGACUCUCUACGAGGAUUCCUGCAACACUUCCGUCUCCCUGGCGAAGCUCAAAAGAUCGAUCGUUUCAUGUUGAAAUUCGCUGAGCGCUAUACCACCCAAAACCCUAAUUCAUUCGCCAAUGCCGAUACCGCAUAUGUGCUAUCGUACUCCGUGAUCUUGCUGAACACGGAUCUGCAUAGUUCGAAGAUGAAGGGCCCGCGGAUGAGCAAGGAGGACUUCAUCAAGAACAACCGAGGCAUUGAUGACAACCAAGAUUUGCAGCCCGAAUACCUUAUUGGAAUCUACGACGAGAUUGCCAGUAACGAGAUUGUCCUCGACACAGAACGAGAACAUGCGGCCAAUGUCGGUAUACAAACCACCGCCCCUGCUGGUCUAGCCACUCGUGCAGGUCAGGUGUUUGCCACCGUAGGACGAGAUAUCCAGGGCGAGAAGUAUGCACAGGCUUCCGAGGAAAUGGCCAACAAGACGGAGCAACUGUAUCGCUCUCUCAUCCGGGCUCAGCGCAAGACUGCUGUCAAGGAUGCACUCUCCCGUUUCAUUCCUGCCACAUCAGAACGCCACGUUGGCUCAAUGUUCAAUGUUACCUGGAUGUCCUUUUUGUCUGGUCUUUCGGCCCCGAUGCAAGAUACCCAAAACAUCGAAGUAAUUCGUCUUUGCAUGGAGGGCCUGAAGCUGGCUAUCAGGAUCAGUUGUGCUUUUGAUCUGGAAACCCCGCGGGUAGCGUUCGUCACGGCUCUGGCCAAAUUCACCAACCUUGGAAAUGUUCGCGAGAUGAUGGCCAAGAAUGUCGAAGCCUUGAAGGCACUCCUUGACGUCGCCUACACCGAGGGCAAUCACCUCCGCAGCUCAUGGCGCGAGAUUCUUACCUGCGUCAGUCAGCUGGAUCGUUUGCAAUUGUUGAGCGAUGGUGUCGAUGAGGGCUCACUGCCUGAUGUUUCACGGGCUCCAACCUCUGAUUCCGCCUCUCGCAAGUCUAUGCAGAGCACACGCCGACCUCGUCCGCGCUCUGUUGGUGGGCCUACAGCUUUCCGCAUGGAAAUUGCCCAGGAGAGCCGAUCAGCGGACAUGGUUCGCGGCGUGGAUCGUAUCUUCACCAAUACCGCAAACUUAUCCCAUGAGGCAAUUAUCGACUUUGUCCGUGCUCUGAGCGAGGUGAGCUGGCAAGAGAUCCAGUCUUCCGGACACAGCGACUCCCCCCGGACAUACAGUUUGCAGAAGUUGGUCGAGAUCAGUUACUACAACAUGACUCGUGUUAGGAUUGAAUGGUCCAAGAUCUGGGAGGUGCUGGGUCAGCACUUUAAUCAAGUUGGCUGUCAUUCUAACACAACUGUUGUGUUCUUCGCUUUGGACUCACUGCGACAAUUGUCGAUGCGUUUUAUGGAGAUUGGCGAGUUGCCCGGUUUCAAGUUCCAGAAGGACUUUUUGAAGCCGUUUGAGCAUGUCAUGGCAAACAGUACCACUGCUGCUGUCAAGGAUAUGAUUCUGCGGUGCUUGAUUCAGAUGAUCCAGGCCCGUGGCGACAACAUCCGCUCUGGAUGGAAGACCAUGUUUGGUGUUUUCACCGUGGCAGCUAGAGAACCUUAUGAGGGAAUUGUGAACAUGGCCUUCGACCAUGUCACCCAAAUCUAUAAUACCCGCUUCGGAAUUAACUCCAAGUUCCAGAAAAAGUCGCUGCAAGCCAUUGAAACACUUAAGUCGACUGUCACCAAGAUGCUGCGAACUCCAGAGUGUCCGCUCUCGCACCGUGGCGAUGAUGCCCGGAACUUUCAGGAGGAGGGUACCAACCUUGCCAAGCAACUCACCCGCCAGUCGAAGGAGGAGCAAUUCUGGUAUCCCAUCCUGAUUGCAUUCCAGGAUGUGCUGAUGACUGGUGAUGAUCUCGAGGUCCGAUCCCGGGCCUUGACCUACCUCUUUGAUACGCUGAUCCGCCACGGCGGAGAUUUCCCACGCGACUUCUGGGAUGUUCUAUGGCGCCAGCUUCUCUGCCCGAUCUUUGUGGUCCUGCAAUCCAAGUCAGAAAUGUCCAAGGUUCCCAAUCAUGAGGAUCUUUCAGUCUGGCUGUCUACCACCAUGAUCCAGGCCCUGCGGAACAUGAUCACUCUCUUCACGCACUACUUUGAUGCACUGGAGUACAUGCUGAGUCGAUUCCUCGAGUUGUUGACCCUGUGCAUCUGCCAGGAGAACGACACGAUCGCGCGCAUCGGCAGUAACUGCUUGCAGCAGCUGAUUCUGCAGAAUGUGGCCAAGUUCCGCGAGGAGCACUGGUCUCAAAUCGUCGGGGCGUUUGUUGAGCUAUUCAGCAAGACCACGGCGUAUGAUUUGUUCACUGCCGCAGCCUCCAUGUCGAAGAUCACCGAAACAUCUAGCAUCAAUGGGGACCUCACCAACCAAACAUCCGAUGCCUCGGCGCCUUCAGAGGACCUGCCCGAUGCCAUGCAGCCCAAUGGAUCGCAGAGCACGGCAUCUCUCCAAGAAACCGGCGAUCCCCCUGUCCAAAGCGAAGCCCGCGCCGAACUCGAAGACUACCGUCCCGCAACUGAUUCUUCGCAACAGCCCGCUUCUGUAACGGCGGCGCGUCGGCGCUUCUUCAACCGGAUCAUCACCAACUGCGUUCUGCAACUACUGAUGAUCGAAACGGUGCACGAGCUGUUCUCCAACGAUACGGUCUACGCACAGAUCCCAAGCCCGGAGCUACUUCGACUGAUGGGCUUGCUAAAGAAGAGUUACCAAUUUGCCAAGAAGUUCAACGAGGAUAAGGACCUACGCAUGCAACUCUGGCGUCAAGGCUUCAUGAAGCAGCCACCGAAUUUGUUGAAGCAGGAGAGCGGUAGUGCCGCGACCUACGUGCAUAUUCUCUUCCGGAUGUAUCACGAUGAGCGAGCAGAACGCCAAAGCAGUCGCGCGGAGACCGAGGCUGCGCUAAUCCCGCUCUGCGCCGAUAUUAUCCGCAGCUUCGUCCGCCUGGAUGAAGAGACCCAAAACCGCAACAUCAUUGCCUGGCGACCAGUUGUCGUCGAUGUGAUCGACGGGUACCACAGUUUCCCGCAGGAGGACUUCGACAAGUACAUUGAAACGUUCUACCCAAUCGCGGUGGAGCUCCUGAGUCGGGAUCUGAGCCCGGAGAUUCGCGUUUCCCUCCAAGGGUUGUUACGGCGAAUCGGCGAGGUCCGACUCGGAGUUGCGCCGCCGAACCCGCUAGAUGCGCCGAUCAGUCCGCGGAGUUCGGUGUCACAAAAGAUGCGUCGGGAAUCUCAAUGA
This is a messenger RNA of Penicillium cosmopolitanum, 6000 nucleotides long. Its product is annotated as Arf family guanine nucleotide exchange factor SEC7. NCBI's taxonomy places the organism in Eukaryota, Fungi, Ascomycota, Eurotiomycetes, Eurotiales, Aspergillaceae. Gene Ontology annotation, biological process: regulation of ARF protein signal transduction. The transcript is spliced from 5 exons. Bases 1 to 6000 code for a protein of 1999 amino acids. Gene Ontology annotation, molecular function: guanyl-nucleotide exchange factor activity. The record is from RefSeq and is a predicted model, not a curated record.